Molecule: messenger RNA, 6106 nt
Organism: Eriocheir sinensis (Chinese mitten crab)
Lineage: Eukaryota; Metazoa; Arthropoda; Malacostraca; Decapoda; Varunidae
Product: late secretory pathway protein AVL9 homolog
Exons: 18
Coding region: 115-2526 (803 amino acids)
Cellular component (GO): cytoplasm
Source: RefSeq, a predicted model, not a curated record
AAGAAGAGGAAGAGGAAGGCGCCGAACAGAUGUAAACACGGUCCUGUCAUGAGUGCUUGAGUGGCUGUCUAUUACGCCCGUUUGGUCCUCGCGGGAGGCUGUUCGUCGGUGAAAAUGGAGGAGAAAGACAGAGAUCCAGUUGCUCUCCAUGUCAUCGUUGUGGGGUUUCAUCAUAAGAAGGGGAUGCAGGUUGACUAUGCCUACCCACCCUUGUCUGAAAAUGAUGAGUGUGAGCUGCCAGACCAAUGGCAUCACCUGCCCUCCCUCUGUCUCCCUGAUGGCGCCCACAACCAUGAGGCGGACACAAUCUUCUUCCACCUGCCACACCUCACCAAGCCAGAUCAAACAGUAUUUGGAAUAUCUUGCUACAGACAAAUAGAUGCUGAGAAAAUCACUAACAAGAGUGCAGAUAUUACUCGAAACACUGUCCAGAAAUCUGUGUGUGUUCUGAGUACACUUCCUAUCUAUGGUUACAUACAGGAACGUCUGCAAGUUACAACGAAAGUGUAUUUUAAGGGAGCAGACUUCUCAGAUGUGCAGGACCUAAAGGGACUUUAUCAUGAUCUCAACACUACAAACUGGAGGGAUAAACUUUCCCAUGUUGAUCAUGAGGACAAGUAUGGUGUGUUUGUGUCUGAUGCCGUGCGGGUGUUUGGCCGCAACAUUCUGGUCCUCUUCAAACUGGUACUACUGGAGCGACGGGUGCUCUUCUACCACAGUCCGGUGGGUCCGCUGGUCCGCACCAUCACCUCCCUCAUGGCCCUCUUCCCAGAUAACUUUCCCAAUGGCUUGGCUCAUGCUGCUUCAAUGAGGUCACGAGGUCUUCUAGGCCUAGCCCCACUACUGCCCAACCCAGAUGAAGCAGAUUAUAAGGAUGUGUGUUAUGCUGAAGAUGCUCUCACAGCUGGGGUUGGCAGUAACGAAGCGGAGUGUACCGCAGAAGAAUUAGAAGCAAAUGAAACUGACAAAUUUGAUGCACCUGUUGAAGAUGACAGUGGCACAAUACAAAUAACAGACAUUGCAAAGGAAGCAGACCCCAAUGAAGAUAACUUACUGUUGGAAUGUGAUAAGUUGACAGAAGAGUCAGAACCAAGCAAAAUCAUCAAUGUUACAAAUGAAGACAGUAUUCACAGUGCUGAGCUUAGUGCUGAGACCAUUGAUUCUGCUGAUUCAGCUUUGUCACCAAGCGACGACCUCAGUGAAAGACGCAGCAGUAACUCAAGUCUUACUUCGGUCACCUCCCGCGGCUCUAUCAUGUCCCCUCCGGAGUUUAAUGGAGCAGCUGCUAACAGCACAACAACAAACAUCACCACCAAAAUGGUCAACCUGAAGGGCAGACUAAGUGGAGCAUUCAGUUACUGGACAGGAAGGGAAAAGUCUCCAACACAAGAAAAGCCAUCUGCAACAGCUACUCCAAACCCAUCACCAAGCGAACCAGGAGAUGAUGUUCCUCUCUCCCCCACUACUGGAGGCUCACUUUCCCAAGAUAUCACGGAAAUUGAAGUAGACGCUGCUAGUAUCCCUUGUCAGUCUCCUCCUGAGAAGUUUGCUGCACUUAUGCCAUCAGAUUGUGGCCUACCUCUUGAAAUCUUCACAAAAGGAAACUUGCUUCAUCCCUACCUCUCAUUGCAAUACCUAGAUGUCUUGAGUGCUCCAACAACUCGAGCAUUUGUUGUAGGAGCUUCAAACACACUGUUCCUCCACAAACGGCCCCUGUAUGAUGUUCUUGUUCAACUAGAAGAGGGAAAGAUAGAGAUUCCAGACCCUGAACUGAAGCGACAGCUUAGUCUGUCCACAGAAGAUCUUCGUUUUGCAGAAAACAUUGUUCGUCAGGUUGAGGCUGUUUGUGUAUCCUUGAAUGGAAACAAAGCCCCAAAUGGCACCCAUCCUGCCAUUAACCAUCCAGACGUGUUCCUUGAGGGAGUGGGAUGGGUUGGUGGAGAAGAAUGGCUCCGCUACCAGUUCAAAGUUUACCUUCUUUCUCUUCUGCGGUCAUCCGUGUGUCCAGAGGGAAGCAGAGAGUAUGAAGUGUUCAACGGACACUUCAUGACUGCGUGGAAAGGGUCUCACAACUUCCGUGUGUGGGUGGCAUCUGGUCCCUACCCUUCCCUCAUGGAACUAACAGCAGGGCACCCUCAUGCUGGGCACCUCUCAAUGACAGACAUGAGGAUAAGACUUUCACACACCAUACAGGGUCUUGACAAGAGCCGUCGCAUAAAUCAAACACUUGCCACAACUGGGACAGCUGUGGUUAAAACAAAGGAAGCUGUAGGGGGUGCUCUGACCUCUGCACGUGGGGCUAUCAGCAAUUUGUGGUCAUCCUUCACGACUACCAACCAAAGCACAGGUACCACUGAUUCUUCAUUAGCAGACUCAGCCAUGGAAGCCACUGAAACACAGUCCACUGAUAUGCAAGAACAAGAGAAUGCAGUGACAGCAACAGGAGACAAAAACAAAUCUGUGGAUGAGAACAAGUGUGAGGAAGAGCAAGAUAACCCAAAAGUGGAGUCCAUACCCACAGAGUAAACAUUAAUCAGUUUGUUGAAGCACAAUUCUCAUAGAUUUAAUUUUUGUCUACACAACUUAUAAGGUAAGGAUAAUCUCAGUCAAAAAAGGUGUGUAUAUUACUACAUGGAAUCCAUUAUUUAAUCUCAAGAGUAAUAUUGUAUAUACCGCAGAAAACAACAAGGCAAAAUAUAAUACAUUGUAUAUAUUGGUGAUUGCCAGAGAUUUGUAUAAUAAAAGAAAGGGUUCACUGGCUUAAUAAUUCAGCCAUUUUUAUAUUAUCAAUGUAAAAAAGAUACAUGGGGAAUAGGCUAUAAGCCUUGAAUUUUGUUGAUGCUUAAUGUUUGAUGACAAUGUUAUUUAACCCUUAAACAAUAGCCAUUGCUCACUUAAUCAAACCCUCCAAGGUCCACUCAGUCAGACAUCGUUUAUUUAAUCAGACUCUUAUGCGCCACACAUUUUCAGUGUUCUGCUUAUAUUUCACGGGUUCUAUGACUUGUCCUACAGCAUGACAACAUAUCUGACCCUCAUGGGUGUGAGAUAUUGUCAUUAAUUCUAACUGAGCUGCUGUGAAAGCCACACCAAGCACUUCUUGAGAAGGGAAUCACAUUGACAAAUUAGGAGGAAAAGACAGGACAGAAAGUGAAGAUUAUUCUGUAUACAAUAACAGCAGUGACUGGUUAAAGUAAUGUAGAGAGUGAUGAUGUCACUUCACCACCUGCUGCACUCUUAUUAUCCCAGUGAAGGCUUCUGUCACAAGGGGGUUAAGAAAAGUAUGCAUCAGGCAGGUGUUUGGGAUUAAAUGUGUGGUCACCAUGUUCUCAUUCUCUUCAUUCCUCACCACCACCCUUCCUCCCCUAGUUCUUCACAGCACAAUUCCUCACUACAGCAUCCUUCCUCAUCCAAUUCUUCACCACUCCACCCUUCCUCACCUUCCCACAAUCAUCCUGCACCAGUUUUUCAUACCUCUUCACCAAUCCUGUUUCCCCACCUGCUUUAUAUCUACCACUCACACACAUCCUGCCUUCAUCCCCUCAUCAUUCACUCUCAUCACUUUUGCCUGGACUUUCAUCUCACAAUGCCUUUAAAACAUUUCACCAUCCCCAUUCACCUUUGAGGAGGACUAAAGGUAAAUAAAGUAUAUCUUAUCUUAAUUAUUUCUGAAAAUAUAAUUCAUGUUACGUGUAUUGACAUUCAGUCAUGAAAAGAAGAAAGAGAAAAUGCGGAGAAAAUGUUCUUUUUUUGUAUGUGUGUGUGUGGGGUGGGGGGGGCUGCCUAUAACUCACAUAAGCUCUCUUGAGGGGUCUCUUGGAUGACCCCAGCUCGUUAGUGGGGCAGGCAAAUUUUAUUUUUUGGCUGCCUUGAUGUAUGACUUGCUUGGCCUGUGCCUCCCCAAAGUGCUUCACUUGAACGAAAUCGCUGAAAUUAGGGUUGAUUGAAGAUAUGGGCAGCAUGUAGGUAAUCUUCUGCAACUCGGUGAUAGCAGAAAAUUGUCAGCACCCUUUGGUGGAACUCAGACCUAGGUCCUUGAGCUCACCACACCUGCAUGCUGACUACUCGGCCACUGCCUCAGUGUAGACUUCAGUGCUCCUGUCUGCUUGGUGUACCAUUUCAUGUCAGCAGCUCACACCCUAGCUAUAUUUCACACCGUUUAGUAUAACUAGUACACAAUAUACCAUACUUUGGGUUUCAUCACUGUGUUUAGUGAGUUAAGAUGCUUCAUAUAGGUUAGAACUCAAGAUAAACCAAAAAAUAUUAUCAGAUGUUUUUACAUUGUUUCAAGAGCAAUACCUGUCAUUUAAGGGUUAACAUCACAAUUAGCUAUUAAAUAAUUUAAUGGCUGUUUUCACAGUAAUUUGGUUUGGGUUAUUGCUCAACAUUUUCAUCAAGCAAAGUUCAACCCCAUAUGAAAACAAAUAAACAUAUAUGUACAUUAUUAAGUAUAACUAGUGGAUAUGUACUCUUGCAUAAACUUCACUAGUCAUUCCGGACUUAGGACUAAAUAAGAAACCAUUGCAUUCCUUUAAUUGAAUCUAGUCAGGUAUGAAUUGCUAUGGAAAAUAUGUAGGAACUUAUAAGUAUUAUCAAGAGAUUUAAUUAUGAAUACCAGAUGAAAACAUUAAUGAAAUGUUUUACUCUGUCAAACUCUGAAGCUACAAUAAAGUUAUUGAACCAACUUCUCUGGUCCAAACAUAUCUCAUAUAGGUACUUAUAUUUAGUAGAAUAUUUAAGAUUGAGUGAAUAGAUGUACAUUUAUAUAAGAUUAUUCCACAUAUAUAUAUAUAUAUAUAUAUAUAUAUAUAUAUAUAUAUAUAUAUAUAUAUAUAUAUAUAUAUAUAUAUAUAUAUAUAUAUAGUAAUUGUGAAAGUGUACAAAAGAUUUGUUAGGUGUUGGCUUUAGUGGUGUUGUGUUAUUCUAUUGCAUUGUUGAAAUUCAGGGUAAAAAUAUUAUAUUGGUUGAGCACUGAAAAGCAACUAAUAGCUUUUUUCAGUAUAUUAUGGAGACAUGGAAACAUCUCUUGAGGUACAGACGCUUCUCAGCUUAUGAUGAUUUGACUUCCAAUUUUCAAACUUCACAAUUAUGCAAUAUCAGUAGAAUUAGAUAGAAUCUGUGCUUUGAAUUUUUAAUUUUGAUUAUUUUCAAUAUUUUAUCAUUGAGUAGGCUGUUUGUUACAUUAGUUUGCCCAUCUGUAGGUUGUGGCAAGUGUUCUUGGCACAUUUAUGGUGGGUUAGACUAGGCUAGGAUGUUUUGUAUAUGUAAAUUGAACUUACAAUAUUUUCAACUUACGAUGGGUGUCUCAGAAUAGAUUCACAUUGUAAGCCGAGGAGCAUCUGUAUGUAAUUGGUUCAGUUUGUUUUGCACCCAGUCAUUUUCCAUUAUUUAUUAUUUCUGAUGUGUUAUUAUACUUAAACUAUUAUCUAGCACAUUUCUUCAGCUUAGUAUGAAUUCAUGUGCUUCAUGUCUUCCACAAUUGUGAUAAUUCAUUUCAGUAAAUGCUGCUGCUUGAUUAAUGGUCUGCCAACAUUCUUGCAAGCUGAUUUUUCUCAUGUUCUCACAUUCCCAUUGAUACUUCUUUAGUUAAAGAAUAUGUACGAAAGUUCUUCACCCACCACUUGCUCUGAUAUAUUAUCCUCACAUUUCAUUCCUGAGAAAUACCUUAAGACCUCAAGGUAAAGGUGGAGUUUCAUCUUUGAAUUUAUGAAAACAAAGUCCAGUAGAUAUUACUCUUAAUAUGCCACUUUUUUGUUACUUUUUCUCAUCUAAAUAUCAGGAUUAAUUCAGAAUUUUGGCAUUUCACCCCUAGUGUCAUCAACUGUCUAUUUAAGUCAUUUUUUAUCAUUCUACCUACUCAGUAGCAAAGCUUGAAGGACAUGCUAAUUUUCUUUUAACAAACUGCAGGAUACACCUUACUAAUGAUGUAUGUACAAGAAAUACCUCAAAAAUGCAAAUUAUACCAACUGAUAUGUAAUAGAUAUUUAUGUCAGACAUACACAGCAUUUACAGGCACAUUUGUGACCAGAAGGGAAAGCAGUUUGAGAAGCUAAAAGUUUUUGUAAUUGCUUUUAAAUUGCUGGUUAUACAUAAAGAUAUUUUAUCCAGA